This is a messenger RNA of Coprinopsis cinerea okayama7#130, 1289 nucleotides long. RefSeq lists its product as hypothetical. Bases 276 to 1289 code for a protein of 337 amino acids. Lineage: Eukaryota; Fungi; Basidiomycota; Agaricomycetes; Agaricales; Psathyrellaceae. The record is from RefSeq and is a predicted model, not a curated record. The transcript is spliced from 14 exons.
CAACUUUAUUUUCUCAUAGACCGGUUCAGAGCGACUAUUCGGAUGUUUGUGUCGUGGGUGACGACCGAGUACUGAGUACUGAGUAGCCAUCAUCACCCUCUUACUUCGACUUCGCCUUUUGCUCGCUACCCUCUCUUCGUCUCUGGUAGACGCUUCAACUUGGCUCGUUGACCGUUCGACAGCACUGCAUACCGCCACAUCACGACGCUGUGUCGCUAGGAAGGGGAGAAAUCAGGGCGAUUUGUCUCAAAUCAAGGCACUGCUCGCAACUGAGCAUGGGCGCCGACCUAUUAAGCGAUAAUGGGAACGUCGCUCUGAUUGCCUCGAGACUUAGAUAUGUUUCUUAUGUUGAAACUAUGGCACUUGUCUACAACAUCUGUGACCAUGCGCAUACUUUCGAAUGGGAGGCCAAGUAUAUGUGGACGAAGCAAAGGUCAGCCAUUCAGGCGGCGUAUUUCAUCGCUCGAUACCUAGGGGUCAUUGAUUUUCCUUUGAUGUUUAUUUACAAUCGUGCAUCUGGUCUUACCCCAACACAAUGUAACAUCAUAUUCGACCUCGCUGUCUCAACGGCACUGACUGGGACUGCCUGCGGAGAGGUAUUAAUGCUUCUUCGAAUUUAUGUUCUUGGAGGAUGUAAGAAGGCCAUUAGAUGGUACCUCCUGACGUUCUUCACGAUAAUAGGAUUCGUCAUCUUCCCUUUCUUUGGCCUGUUUCUCUCGUCUCUUGUCUAUGCACCCUCACCUCUUCCGAGUCAAAUCAGCUGCUACCUCCAAGAUGCGAACAAGUUUUAUCUCUCGAUGGUUUACGGUGCCAUAAGUUUAUACCAAAUCAUCGUCAUGGCUCUCUGCCUAAACUACGGCCUUUCGACAUUUCAGUACACGCGAAGCCAGUUGAUUAAGAUUUUCUACCGGGAUGGAACGUUCUACUCUAUGGGCUUUGCAGCAUUGUCUAUAGCUAAUCUUUUAAUCGUCAUUAUGGGACCUCCCGAAUUCAGAUUCCUCCUUCUAAUGCUUCAGCGGUCUCUUAAAUCUACCUUCUCGACGCGCAUCAUCCUCAAAAUGCGCGAAAUGGCGCACCACGACCUCGGUUUCCAGUCACGCAGCUUGGACCCCAUGGACACUACGACAGGUAUCGAGUUUGGAGAGAGGAGGUUUAACGAGAGGCAGAUCGACGUGAUUACAAAUGGACCGAGCGUUAGGAGUGCGAUGAGCUUUGGGAGGGGAAGUAGGAUCGUCUUUCACAAGGAUCGAGAGCCAGAUACGAAAAAGGAUGUUAUAGAAUUACCUUAG